Orbilia oligospora ATCC 24927 is the source of this 2631-nucleotide messenger RNA. RefSeq lists its product as uncharacterized. The coding region runs from base 1 to 2631 and encodes 876 amino acids. NCBI's taxonomy places the organism in Eukaryota, Fungi, Ascomycota, Orbiliomycetes, Orbiliales, Orbiliaceae. The record is from RefSeq and is a predicted model, not a curated record. The transcript has 3 exons. Gene Ontology annotation, molecular function: ADP binding; protein binding.
AUGACUAUUAACAAGAGUUUCAGCAGGUGCUUUCUAGAGUCAAACUCAAGUAGUGCUCCUGCGAUUUGUGCAAUUACUGGUACUGGCGGAAUGGGGAAGACUCAAACCGCUCUCGAGUACGCCUACGCUAGUCGAGAGAGACACCACCUCACCUCCGUUUUCUGGAUAUCAGCUGCGACUGUGGAAAAUAUUCAAACAUCGUUCGUAAAUAUUAUGCAGCGUAUCGUUGAGGAGCAAGCCCGUGUAUCCUGGCCCGAAUCCCCUCCUGAUUACAAAGCUAUAGCCCAUAGUCUUGGUAUUCCUGGGCUUGUGGAUAAAAGCGGCAGGGUCAGCUUCGAUCCAGAAAUCAUCGAUAGUAUCCGAUUCGCUUUAUUCAACUGGCUCAACCUUCCAGGAAAUAGCAAGUGGUUACUAAUAUUCGACAACGUAGAUGAUCUGACCGUUGGGAUUAGGGAUUAUUUCCCAACUCACGGUGGUGGUGGAGUUCUUGUGACUAGUCGUCGACGAGAAUUCUCGCAAUUUGCCGAACAGAUUGUCUUGAAUGGGUUGGAUAAGGAGAGUUCGACAAAUCUCUUACUACAACUAGCGCGGUUGAAACAACCUACAGAAAAUGACAAAAGGCAAGCCGCAGCGGUAGUCGAAAAAUUGGGCUAUAUGCCUCUUGCAAUAAGCCAUGCGGGUUGUUUCAUUCAUAUAAUGAAUAUUGCUGUCGAUGAGUACCCAAGAUACUACGAAAGAGCUUUCAAAAUAGCCCAGUCUCAAGUACCAGAUCUCGGAUGGGCUUAUGGAAACGAGACAGCUGUGACAGCAUGGGAAGUGUCUUUUCUAGCUGUUCAACAGCAGGAUGCGGAAGCAGCAUCACUGUUACUUAGUUGCUCUUAUUUAGACCGAAACGAAAUCUUCGAGCGUCUUUGGGAGGAUGGGGAAUCGACAGAUGUGGCGGCUCAACUCGAACAGAAGAAAAAAUUUUCGCUCCUUGCUUCCUACUCUUUGAUCGACAGAAACUACCCAGGCACUUUUUCAAUUCACCCCGUUGUGCACGAGUGGGCACGUGAACGAGUGAAUGGUGAAGAACGUUUCCAGUAUAUACGAGGUGCCUUAAGACUUUUGAGAAGACCUAUUCUUCAAAAACAGACAUUGCAGUCACAGGGCAGAUGGGACCCAGGAGAAGAGAGAAGGAUCAUGUCACACGCGAUGGUCCUCUGUGGAUACUUAGAUACCGGGUUCAUCCAGCACGAGCUAAAGAACCAACAACCAGACACAAUUGGUGCCAUCAACAGCGUUGCGUCCGUCUUCUAUAAUCAAAGUAGGUAUGAGGAGGCGCUUUUGCAAUUCCAAAAAGUAUUCAACUGGCAAAAACGAGUUUUGGGCGAAAAUAGUCCGGAAACACUUGCUACCGCCCGUGUUAUGGCAUCAAUCCUUGACCAUCAAGGUAAACAUAAUGAGGCACUUGAACAAUAUCAAAGGAUGUUGGCGGCUAGAAAGGCGUUGAACGGGCAACAAUUCGGUUAUGAUAUAGUUAGUGAUGAAGACCCGGCGGCACUCGAUUUGAUCCACGACAUGGCAACAUCCCUUUACAACCUUGGAAGAUACAGCGAAGCCCUCAAGUACUACCAAGAGGCUUUGGUUGGAAAGCAAAAGGUUUUGGGCAAAUAUCAUUCAUCGACUCUUAGAACUUUAAACAACAUGGCAGCCAUCCUGAGUGAGCAGGGCCGGAUCGAUGAAGCUAUGGAUCAAUAUCAAAAGAUUCUUGUUUACCAAGAGAAUAGUCCGCAUAGAGAUGAACGAUCUAUCCUCGGUACGACCAAUAGUAUAGCGGCGUUGUUAAACAAACAAGGCAGGUUCGAGGAGGCUCUCGAGUAUCACCAAAAGGCCUUGGCUGGUAUGGAGAAGGUUUUGGAUCCGAACCACACGUCCAUCUUUUCCACAACCCGCGACAUAGCAUCGGUGCUAAGUAACCUAGGCAAAGAUACCGAAGCUUUGGAAUGGUACUAUAAAGCCUUGAACGGGUUCGAAAGAGUCUUAGGGCCAACCCACCCAAAGACUCUUACUGUGACGGGUCAAAUAGCGACGGUCUUUCAAGGCCAGGGCCUAUACGGCGAAGCCCUUAAGCUAUAUAAAAGGACACUGAUAACCCAGGAACAAUUUUUAGGACUGGAGCAUCCAUCAACUCUUAAAACUAUCCAUGAUAUUGGGUCAGUGCUCAGAUGCCAACAGAAGUAUGAUGAAGCUCUUGAGCAGUAUCAAAUAGCCUUAAAGGGUAGAGAGGAGCUCCUUGGUGGAGACCACCCGGACACACUUGUCUCGAUCUACUGGACUGGGCUGGUUUUACUCGAUCAGAAGAAAUAUGACGAGUCCAUCCCGUUAUUCUACAGAGCUCUAGCUGGCUUCGAGGCUUUAGGUCAAAACCACUCGGCGACAUCAAUAGGGGCAGCGGAUGUUAUGGAACGAAUAGCUUUGGUCUUUGUCAACCAAGGAAAAUAUAAAGAGGCUCUAAAAUGGUGCACUAGGUCUUUAGAAACCCGCGAGAAGACGCUAGGUAAGGACCAUCCGGUAACUAUCACAGCUGCUAAAACCGUAGCCAAUUGCAAGAAAACUGUUUUCUACCAGAAGGGUUGUAUUAUCACAUGA